CGUCUUCGUUUCUUUUCCUCUAAACAAUUUGGGGAAUAUGCAAGUCCAGGGGUCAUGAGCUUGACACGUAGGAAUGUAGAAGCGGCGUCGUUUCAAUGAAGAACACGUCACACUGUAUGCUGUCAACAGCGGUCGACCAAUCAAAAGAAGCGAUCGAGCCAGCAGUGCAAAAUGAACCAUUACCGUAGGUUGAAAUGGGAGAUCAAUGACAAUGGCAACGGGCUCUGUUUCUGGUGCUCCCUUCGCUUAAUCUUAAGCGCCGAAAUCCCAACAAGAGACGGAGAAGAAAGAGAGAGUUAGAUCAAGAAGAGUCAAACAUAGCUAGGGUUCCAACUCCUUGAGAAUUCAAAUAAAACACUCUUCUUUCUUUCUUAUCCCGUCUCGUAUCAGAUUGGACUUCGGAAGAAGGGAUUGUAUUGAAGCUCGAAUUGAGGUGAAGAUAGGGAGUUAAGUGAUCAAAUUCCCCCAUUUUUUUAAUCCUGUGAGGUUACUUGUGUUUUAAGGUUUUCUUCCGGCUUUUGCCGGUGAACAUUGCGUUGAAGUUCUUCGCAAACGCUUUAAUCCUGCACCUUUGAUCCUCUUCGAAGAGCUGGAAUUUGAUCGGCAUUAUAUUCAAUUAAGGGAAACUUUCAAUUGCAAUGGCCACUCCGCCACAAGCUUCCCCUGGAUACUCUAGAACAAUUACUCCUCAGAUGGAUUCUCUUUCGUCUAAACCUGAUCAAAGUGCAAUGUCUCCUGCUCCUCCCACAAUCUCCUCUGGGGCACCUAGGUUUCCUCCGCCAAUUUCACAACAAGAUCAGAUCCCUUCCCCUUCAAUAAAAUUAUCCACUAUGCUAUCUCCAGCAAAUGGAGUCAAUACUGGAAGCUCUGUUCCCCAUAUGAGUACUCCCCCUGGUCCCCCUGUAUUUGCAUCACCAGUCCGGCCUGCUGCUGUGCCUUUCCGAACCUCUCCUGCAACUCCUCAGCCAGUUGCUUUCUCAUCAGCUUCGUCUUUGCCCACAUCUUCUCCUCCCUAUUUUUCAAAUGGGUCGGUUGAGCUGCAACAGCAACUUCCCAGUGCUAUAGAGGAACCUGUGCCUGAUGGAAAGUCACCAUGUGUUUUAUUCUCGGCUCAUAAGGUGUUGAAACACAAGAAACAAGCAAACGUACCUAGCUUAGGUUUUGGAGUACUGGUUUCUCCUGGGAGGGACACUUCACCUGGUCCCCAAGUGAUACAACGUGAUCCUCAUCGAUGCCUUGAUUGUGGAGCUUAUUCGAAUUUAUACUCCAACAUACUAAUUGGCUCAGGCCAAUGGCAGUGUGUAAUUUGCGGGAAUCUAAAUGGAAGCGAAGGUGAAUACAUAGCAUUGAGCAAGGAAGAGCUUCGUAAUUUUCCUGAGUUGUCAUCACCUUUGGUUGAUUUCAUUCAAACAGGGAAUAAGAGGCCAAGUUUUGUUCCGGUUACUGAUUUAAGAACUUCUGCACCAGUUUUUCUUGUCAUAGAUGAAUGUUUAGAUGAGCAACACCUUCAGUAUUUACAGAGCUCCUUGCAUGCAUUCGUUGAUUCACUGCCACCAACAACUAGAAUUGGAAUCAUUUUGUAUGGUCGUGCAAUAUCAGUCUAUGACUUCUCAGAGGAAUCCAUUGCAUCUGCCGAGGUGAUUCCAGGUGGAGCUUCACCAACUCAGGAGGCUUUGAAAGCAUUGAUUUAUGGGACAGGUAUAUACUUGUCCCCAAUGCAUGCUUCAAAAGAGGUGGCACACCUGAUAUUCUCCUCUUUGAGGCCUUACAAGUUGAAUGUUCCAGAAGCAUCAAGAGAUAGGUGCUUAGGUACUGCAGUUGAGGUUGCUCUAGCUAUUAUUCAAGGUCCAUCUGCAGAUUUUUCACGAGGUGUAGUUAAAAGGCCAGGUGUUAACAGCAGAAUCAUUGUGUGUGCUGGUGGACCAAAUACAUAUGGCCCUGGAUCUGUCCCUCAUUCUUAUACUCACCCUAAUUAUCCUCAUAAGGAAAAGACUGCAAUAAAAUGGAUGGAGCAUCUUGGUCGUGAGGCUCAUCAACAGAACACAGUCGUAGACAUUCUCUGUGCUGGAACUUGCCCUGUAAGGGUUCCUGUGCUGCAGCCUCUUGCAAAAGCUUCAGGAGGUGCUUUUGUUCUCCAUGAUGAUUUUGGUGAAGCCUUUGGUAUGAACUUACAAAGGGCAUCAGCCAGGGCUGCUGGUUCCCAUGGUUUGUUGGAGAUUCGCUGUUCUGAUGAUAUUCUUGUUACUCAGGUUGUCGGUCCUGGUGAAGAGGCACAUAUAGAAAACCAUGAAACCUUUAAGAAUGAUCUUUCUCUCUGUAUUCAAAUGCUGAGUGUCGAAGAAACACAAUGCUUCUCCAUAUCAAUGGAGAAUAGACAUGACAUCAAGAGUGAUUUCAUUUUUUUCCAGUUUGCCAUUCAGUACUCAAAUGUUUAUCAAGCUGAUAUAACUAGAGUGAUUACUAUCAGGUUGCCAACUGUUGAUAGUGUUCCAGAAUAUCUUCAAAGUGUUGAAGAUGAGGUGGCUGCCGUCCUAAUUGCCAAGAGGACUCUCUUGGGAGCAAAAAGUCAUUCUGAUGCAAUUGAUAUGCGUACAACAAUAGAUGAAAGAGUUAAAGACAUUGCUUUAAAAUUUGGCUCUCAAGUGCCGAAGUCAAAGCUUUGUCGGUUCCCAAAGGAAAUCUCUCUACUACCAGAGUUUCUAUUCCAUCUUAGGAGGGGUCCAUUGUUGGGAAAUAUAGUUGGUCAUGAGGAUGAGAGAUCUGUACUGCGGAAUUUGUUUUUGAAUGCAUCCUUUGAUCUUUCACUUCGCAUGGUUGCCCCUCGCUGUCUGAUGCAUCGGGAAGGAGGCACUUUUGAAGAAUUGCCAGCUUAUGAUCUUGUCAUGCAGUCUAAUACAGCAGUUGUUCUAGACCAUGGUACAGAUGUCUUCAUUUGGUUGGGUGCUGAACUUGCAGCAGAUGAAGGAAGAAGUGCUGCAGCUUUGGCAGCUUGUAAAACAUUGGCAGAAGAGCUUACAGAGUUACGAUUUCCAGCUCCUCGCAUCCUUGCAUUCAAGGAGGGAAGCUCUCAGGCUCGAUAUUUCGUUUCUCGGCUGAUACCAGCACACAAGGAUCCUCCUUACGAGCAGGAGGCAAGAUUUCCACAGCUUCGAACCUUGACAACAGAACAGCGGACAAAACUGAAAAGCAGUUUUAUUCAUUUUGAUGAUCCUAGCUUCUGUGAAUGGAUUCGGAGUUUGAAAGUGGUGCCACCAGAACCAAUCUAGGAGAUGUUUUACCUUUUUUCGCCAAAAGGGGGAGUCCCAGAGAGUUGCAUCCAACCAUCAUUUAUUGGGAUUUCUACUUCUUUUUGUUCUUCUCCUUGUGAGGGGAUUGUAAAUGUAACUCAUUCAUGUUUUCUUUUUUCGUUUCUUUUUAUUAAUUAUUAUUAUUAUUUUCUUUUCUUGCUCUCUCUUUGAUAAAGAUAUCACCCUCAUUUAAGCUUCAAAUAAACAGCUAUACUUAAUAGAAACUACAAAGUUUUUAACA
Messenger RNA from Gossypium arboreum, 3528 nucleotides. Its product is annotated as protein transport protein SEC23-like. Gene Ontology annotation, molecular function: zinc ion binding; GTPase activator activity. The record is from RefSeq and is a predicted model, not a curated record. The coding region runs from base 639 to 3266 and encodes 875 amino acids. Gene Ontology annotation, biological process: endoplasmic reticulum to Golgi vesicle-mediated transport; COPII-coated vesicle cargo loading; intracellular protein transport. Lineage: Eukaryota; Viridiplantae; Streptophyta; Magnoliopsida; Malvales; Malvaceae. Gene Ontology annotation, cellular component: endoplasmic reticulum exit site; COPII vesicle coat. The transcript is spliced from 7 exons.